Molecule: messenger RNA, 921 nt
Organism: Symbiodinium necroappetens
Lineage: Eukaryota; Dinophyceae; Suessiales; Symbiodiniaceae
Source: the annotation of a GenBank genome assembly
AUGGAUGCAAGACUCGGCAAGUUCAACUUCAAGAAAAAGAAUGCCAAAGUGGUUUUCGCCACCGGCUACAUCGGCAUCAACAUCUCAGCUUCCAUAGUCUCCUAUAUUCUGAUCGUCGCUGUGGUCACACUUAUCUUGCUGCCCUUCUGUUUCUCGCUCACCUGGAACGUGAUCUGGAGGAACGUGCCCAUGAUUAUUACAACUUUCGUCAUUCCGAAGAUCAUAUCGUUUGUGAGCAUGAAGCUCUUCAAGAAAUGCUUGUUCGGGCCAACUUUCAUCAAGACGCGCGCAGGAGUAUCAAUCUACCACUUUUACAUGACCUUCUUGUCCUUGCCGGGAGGUGUAGUGAAUGCCAUCAUGCGCUUUGUCUACGGUCUGCUUGCUGUUCUUGUGAUGCUUCCGAUAACCUACGGGGCGAACACUCCGGAUUUCGUGAAUAACUGGAUGCUCCUUGACACGUCCUACCGCACCUAUUGUGGCUACGUGAUGUUGGUUGCCUGCCACAACAACCCAAUCAUGAUCACUGCGGCCAACCGCAUGCUGGCCCUGAAAGAUGCACGGGAGAAGCACACACAGGCUGGGAAGCACUGGACAUCAACACGCAGCAUGCUGCUGCUGAUUCUUUUACGCUUCCCGGCGCUGCGCAAGUUCAGAAAGCAUGUGCUGGAGCAGGAGAAGAAGGUUCGAGAACUUCUGAAAUCGAAAGGACAGAAGCCGCUGGAGAACGUCGCAGUCGAGGGUGAAAAGGGUGACGAAGAUGAUGAAGACUCAGACAAAGAGGAAGCGGGCGCUAAAGAGCCUGCGGUUAAGGUGAAGGGGGCCACUCGAGAACCUUGGGUCGUUCGGUCCUUGGAGCCGGCGACGGGCCUGUGCUACGCUGUGCCAUGCUGCCACGCUGUGUUUGUGCUCACCACCUUGUAA